AGUGUCACGACUGUUUUAAAAUAGCUAUUCACUCAUAAUCCACCCUAACUCAGGAAAUGGGUUUAUUCAAUUUAGGCUGAUUCAACAGGGACUUCAAACCUAAUUUAGGAGCAAAUAAAGUUUCCAUAAAGAUAUGAUCUUUAAACUGGAAGAGGAAUUGAACGUGACCUGGCGAGGAUGAGUCUAUGCGCGCCGAGUGAGAACAUCACUCCUGAGCAGGAAGAGGCUGGCACCCAGGAGGAGAGUCGUGAAACUCCAGACCCAGACAGCAGCGCGGAGAGAUAUGAGCCCACUGCUGACGUCAGUACUGCGGAUGAGUCACCGGCGUGUCACUGGGACCUGCUGCCUGACGUGUGUCUGCAUCACGUGCUCCGGUGGGUGGGCGAUCAGGACCGUGCCCGGGCCUCCCUCGUCUGCAGCCGCUGGCACCGUGCCACGCGCUCCCCGGCGCUCUGGCGCCGCCGCCGUUUCUGCUUCAUGGGUCGCACGUCCAAGAGCCAGCGGCCUGAGCAGGAGAUAGCGGUGGGGUACGCACGCUCACUGGGCGCCUUCCUGGAGGAGCUGGAGGUCCUGGUGGUGCUGCCGUACAGGCGCAUGGUGACAGUGGCCCGGAGGAUCCAGCUGGCACUCAGGGCGCUCUUCCUGGAGCUGUGCGGCGCCGGUGCUCGACUGCGCUCUUUCUCCGUCAGGAGCCUGGACCUGCAGCAGGACGUGUGGACGAGAGGGACGCGCAACGCCGUCGUCCACUGCCUGACGCACUUCCUGGGCCACAUGGCAUCUCACCUGCUUCACCUGAGGCUGCGGGGCUGCCGGGCCACUCUGCCACAUGGGCUGAGGAUCCUGGAGACCGUGGCCAGGGCGCAGCAGCAGCACCUUGCCUGCACGGGCUCUAUGUCCGGCGGAAUCGUCUCUCUGGACCUGGAGGGGUUCUUCUCGGCCGACGUGCCCAUGCACAGCCAUCAGGCAUUCCCACGCCUCAUCAGUCGCUUCUACAGGCUAGAGUGUUUGAUCCUCAGCUACAGCUGUGUGUCUGAUGAGCUGCUGGAGGCGUUGGGGUCGAAGGUCAGAAGGUCAGGUCUGAAACUUCUGAAGCUGAAGUGCCAUUACGAGGAGCCACACUCUCAGGUGGUAUGUGGGUCCGCCUGGUUCUCACUGGUGCGGAGCUGCCCUGAGCUCUGUGUGGAGGUGGACAUCGAGGGGGUCACCAACAUAGACAGACUGCGGAGGAUCCUGCUCCCUGAUGUCCCUCUGUCCUCCUUCGCCAUGUCAGAGUGCAACUUCAGUGAGCAGGACAUCAGCCCCAAACCCAUAUUCAGAGACAUACUACCACGCUACUGCAGCCGGCUACAGGUCUUGUCUGUGGAAAUCGAUAACUGUUAUGAGUCCGUGGACAGGGAGCUACUUGAUCUACUGAUGAUGUGCAGCCAGUUGCACACCCUGGUGGUCAAUGCCUACCUGGACAUCAGCUUUGUGGAGCAGGUGCUUGAGUACUGCCAGGAGACCAGAUGCCCUCUCAGGAGCUUUGAUGUGAAGGUGUGCUACCUCAGUGCAGGAGACAGCCACGAGGAGAGUGAGGAAGAGAGGCUGGAGGAGCUCAUGUCCUUUUACAGCCACUUCACACACCCAGAGCUCCAGCUCUCAGUUGAACUCUUCCCCAUUAAAUGACUUUACAAGUGGA
Molecule: messenger RNA, 1678 nt
Organism: Alosa alosa (allis shad)
Lineage: Eukaryota; Metazoa; Chordata; Actinopteri; Clupeiformes; Clupeidae
Product: F-box only protein 39-like
Exons: 3
Coding region: 178-1665 (495 amino acids)
Biological process (GO): positive regulation of protein ubiquitination; SCF-dependent proteasomal ubiquitin-dependent protein catabolic process
Cellular component (GO): SCF ubiquitin ligase complex
Molecular function (GO): protein binding
Source: RefSeq, a predicted model, not a curated record